This is a messenger RNA of Diplodia corticola, 2070 nucleotides long. RefSeq names its product glutamyl-trna amidotransferase. Lineage: Eukaryota; Fungi; Ascomycota; Dothideomycetes; Botryosphaeriales; Botryosphaeriaceae. The transcript is spliced from 6 exons. The coding region runs from base 1 to 2070 and encodes 689 amino acids. The record is from RefSeq and is a predicted model, not a curated record.
AUGGAUGAUGCACGCUUUGUGGCUGUUUUUGCUGACGGGAACAGUUGCGCUGAAGAGCCUCAUGUGGAGCAGGUCAAGAUUGUGCACGUGGGCGAUGCAUACUUCAUGGCCAUUCCUGCGGGAACCGUUAUUGUCAGUCUGACCAAAUACUUCAACCGCAUGUUGUUGCUCAUUCUUCUUCAGGACUUGACGUAUGGGGAGCUGAGAUACGUGGAACCGAGUUUUCAGCAAUCGAGCCUUGAGAAGCUGGUGCCUGAGCAUCACCAUGGCGAGACAUCAGAUUCCGGGAAGGCGAGUCUCGAUAAUCAAUUUCGUAGCCAUGCGACACCGAAGUAUUUCACAGUCCUCGACGCGGGAGAUCAGCACCGACUUUCCGCGCACUGGAUUGCCGAGCAGACCAGGGCCUACCAAGCCUGUGAUACUUUCCAACACGCCUUUCUCCACGGAAUCGUCCUCACCACCUCUAAUGCCGAACCAGCAAAGAUCGGAGAGCAGGCGAAGAUGGUUCUCAGAAAAACAGGCGUCAAAUGGAUAAGCUGGCUGACCCGAUCGAAAGACAGCCGGUUGACUUUCCGUCCUGGGCCACAUUACACAAAUGGUGCCUGUUUCUACGAAUUGCACCGCCUCCACGACGAUACGCACGACUGCUUCAUCACCGCCAUCACCAGAAGAUCCCCGAAGCUGCCGUUCCGCCCUACAUCCUACCCCAGCUUCAGCCGGCCCAGCGGCCCAGCCGUAGCGGUCCCCUCCCGCCUGAAGCCACACGGCACCAGCCACGCCAGCCUCGCCGGCAUGCGUGUCGCCAUAAAAGACAACUUCGACGUCGCCGGCGUGCGGACCUCGCUCUGCAACCGCGCCUACGACGCGCUGUACGCGCCGGCCCCCACCACCGCGGCCUGCGUCCAGACAUUGAUCGACAAAGGCGCCGCCAUCGUCGGCAAGACGAAGCUCUCCAGCUUCGCCGCGACCGAGGAGCCCAUCGAGUGCAUCGAGUGGCCCGCCCCGUGGAACCCGCGGGCCGACGGCCACCAGAGCCCGGCGGGGAGCAGCAGCGGCAGCGCCGCCGCCGUCGCCGCGUACGACUGGCUGGACGUCGCCGUCGGCUCCGACACGAGCGGCAGCGGCCGCCGCCCCGCGCACUGGAACGGCGUCGUGGCUAUGCGGCCGACUCACGGCGUGCUGAGUGCGCAUGGGCUGUUGCCGAGCUUCCAUCUGUUCGACGUGCCUACCUUUUUCGGGCGGGAUCUGGUUUUGUGUAGGCGUUUUGCUGAGGCGUGGUAUGGAGACGGCUUGCCAAGUGUGGGGUGCGAGCUUCCGGUGGAGAUAGUUGUGCCGAUUGACUAUCUGGCAACUAUUCGAAAUCCAUACCAGAGUCGGCUGAUAGAAGAGUUCUUGGCUGACAUGGAAAACUUCUUUGGUGUCCAAGCGAAGAGGGUAAAGCUGGACAAAUUGUGGGUAGAGACACGGCCGGAAGAGGCCGAGAAUCAAAAACUGUCGGAUUAUAUGGAAGCUGCUUGUCGAGACUCGUUUUGGUACGACGACUUUCACAAUACCGAUGAGUUCCGAAGCAGAUACAAGCGUAAAUUUGGCAGCAACCCCUAUGUGAGCCCACCUGUCCAGUGGCAAUGGAGCCUUGCAUCAGAAAUCACCAAAGCGGACCGAGACGACGCUGUCAAUAGGCUCAGGGUUUACCGCAAGUGGUUUACGGAAAAAGUGAUGAAACCAGAAGAUCGCAACACCAUCAUCGUCCUGCCAAUAGAGGACAUAUCGCCACGUUAUCGUGACGAGCCUCCAUCCCGGAAGUUCUAUCCGACAGGUGUGCCGAUGCUAUUCUUGAGCCCCAUCACGGGAGGACCUGAGCUCACUAUUCCAAUCGGACAAGUGCCGUAUGUUUCCAAAGUGACCGGUAGAGAGGAGCUCCUUCCAAUGGGAAUAUCUUUGAUGGCCUCUCCUGGCUACGACCUUGUUCUUAUGGAUUUGAUGUUGAAGUGCCUGGAGCAUGCCAACAGGCCAACGCGUGUUCGGACCGGACGACACAUGUUUUUUGGUGGAAAUUCUUUUGCAGUAUGA